UCAAAGAGGAGCACAUCGCGCUCAUUCGAAUAGAAACGACCAAAACGAAAAGUGCUAAACGACGAAUGCUCGACAUAACCUGAAUUGUGCAGGAUGAGUGUGCCGAUGGCGUCUACGAAAAAUUAUAUGAACGAAUUGUUUGGGACAGUACUGGUACUGACGGCAUUGUUAUCACCGGCGUCAGCGGUCGACUGUCAUGGGAAAUCCUUCCACUGCGUCAACUCCACCCACUUCAUGAUAUGCGUGGACUUAGGAGGCGGAGUCUCACAGGCAAUCGAUGACUUCUACAUAGCUUGCCCUCCUCCCAACGUUUGUCUAGGAACAAACCACUUUGAAUGCGAGUAUCCAGCACCGACAACACCUGCUACUAUAAGAAGCACCGUCAUUAGUGAAACUACACUCCCGUGGGAGAAUAUCAUAACUUCUUCGUCCUUGGAUAACACAACUAAAGAGUUCUCUGAAAAUUAUGUAAAUACAGAAAGGACUACAACUGUAGAAUACAGUGUUACUACGGAUACCACCGUGGAUGUUACUAUGGAUACCACCGUGAAUGUUACUACAACAGGAGUGACGGACUUUAACAUCAACAAUGAUUUAAAUGCAACAAAAAUUGUACCAACUACGACUGCAGAUAUUAUGACCACACCUCUAGAGAGUGUAAGCAAUGACCGAAAUAUAACAGAAAUAACAAUAACAACGGAAGAUGUUACAACCAGUGUAAUAGAAACUGUAACAGAAUCAACAGUAGAGGUUAGUAAUCGAACUAACACUUAUUUAGGUGGUGUUAGUAAAGAAAGCAAUACGAAUAUAUCUGAUAUACUAGUUGACAAGCAUUCAACUGGCGGUUAUCAUGGUUUUCCUAAAGCUCCGUUACCGCACAAUCAAUAUAAUGUAUCUAGUACAGAUAUUUCCAAACCAUAUCCUACCGAGCUACAUACUCAAACAAAUGGUCAAUCAGACCCCAUUAAGUUAGGAGUUAAUGGAUCAAAUUUUUACAAUAAGACUAAGCAGCCUACUAAUGAAAAAGGAAAAAAUACUCCACCACAAAUUACAGAAGUAAAUGACACCGAUAACAAAACUAAAUCAAAUUUUGGUAUCACAACUAGUACGCAAAAACCGUCAAUAUCUGCAAAUACCCCAGUAUUUCCUGAAGUUAUAGUUACGGCAAGUGGCCCAUUAACUGGUGGAAACGAUGCGAAUCAAACAAAAGAUACUAUGGGUGCUGAAAAUGCUAUAGAUGCAAUUAAUCUAGAUAGAGCAAUUACUACUGAAUCAACAGGGAACGCUCCCAGUUUAGAGCAAACAACAGUUACAUACGAAGGAAACUUUGAUAAAAACUAUAAUCAAAACACUGAACCAGUAAAUCUCGACAUUAAAACUACAGAUACAAUACUAGACAGUAACGUUGAAUUAGUUACGCCUCACGCACCACCACUGAUACAAAGUUCUGCAGGCACACCUACCGUAGACGCGUUUACUAUUGAAACAAUCCAAAAAGUUUCCACUUCUGAGAAUCCUACAACAAUAUACGAAGAAAACUUGAACAAAAACUAUACUCAAAAUACUGAAACAGUAAAUCUCGACAUUAUUACUACAGAGACAAUUCUAGACAAUAACGUUGAAAUACUCACGACUCAAGCACCAUUAGUGAUUCAAGGUUCUGAAGACGCAAUGACUGUAGACGCAUUUACUAUUGGAACAGUUCAAAAAGUUUCCUCGUCUGAGCAUCCUACAACUAUAUACGAAGAAAACUUAAACAAAAAUUAUACUCCAAACACUGAAACAGUAAAUCUCGACAUUACAACUACAGAGACAAUACUAGACAAUAACGUUGAAUUAGUUACAACUGAAGGACCAUCUGCGAUACAAAGUUGGACAGACUCGACGACUGUAGACGCAUUUACUAUUGAAACAGUCGAAAAAGUUUCCAUUGAGCAUCCUACAACGAACGAAUAUACUCAAAAUCUUGCAACAUUAAAUCUCGACAGUGUCACUACAGAGGCUAUGGCUUUAUCUAAUAGUGACGUUCAAUUUGUCACGACUCAAGCCCCAAUUUUGACGCACAGUUCUGCAAACAAUACGACUCUACCCGGAGCAUUUACUACCGAAACAAUCGGUAACGCUCCCUCCCAAAAUAUUGAAUCAGUAAAUGUGGAUAUUAUUACUACAGACGCUAUAGACACACCUUUCAAUAGUGACGUCCAAUUAGUUACAACUGACGCACCACCAGUGACGCAAAAUUCUGUAGAAAAAACGACUGAAGAUGGAGCAUUUACUAAUGAAUUAGCCGAAAAACUACCCAGUUAUGAGAAAUCAAUAGCAGAAAAUGAAGAAAACUUGACAAAAGACUCCACUCAAAUCUCCAUAAAUGUCGACAUUGUAACUACAGAGGCUGUACAUACAACUUUUUUAAAUAGUGAUGUUCAACCAGGAGUGACUCAAGCACUACCAGCAACGCUAAGUAUUGCAGAAAUAACGAUUCUAGACGGAGCAAACAAUAUUGAAACAGUGACUAAAGCGCCCAGUUUUGAACAACCAACAACAAUAAGUGAUGUAAACUCAAUAAAAGAGUCCAGUCCAAAUAUAACUGCAGAGUCAGUGUAUUUAGAUACGACUCAAACCAUUGACACAGUAAAUCUUGCUAUUGUAACCACAAAGCCUGUGGAUGGCCUUUCAGUCAGCAACGUUCAACUAGUCACGAUUCAAGUGCCACCAUUAACACAAAGUUCUGCAGACACCAAAUUUGGUGGAGCAUUACCUAUUGAGACUGACGAGAAUAUUGUCAGUACAGAACUACCAACUACGAUAUAUGAACAGAGUUGGACAGUAGCUGAAAAUAAAGGUAAUGUGAAAGAGAAGAGUAUCAUUAUUCCGGCUAGCAAAUCAAAAAAUGAAGAUAUUAUGACUACAGAAACUAUUUUUGAGUCUACUACAAUCAUUAAAGAUCAAUCAAUUCUGACAAAUACAGAAACUAUAAAAAAUGAUAUCAUAACCGAACAACCAAUAACGACAAAUGAAGAAAACGCGUCAACAGAUAAUAAAGUUAUCACGACUGGACAUUCCGUAAUUUUUGAUAAAACAGUGGAUGAUGUAAGUUCAUCUUCAAACAGUAAUUAUCAUAAAAAUCAAGGUGCGUCCACAAAAGUUCAACUUGUGACAGAUACACUUGUAGAAGAAACCAAGGUGGAUAUAGUAUUCACUACUGGAACAGUUGGUAAUGAUGACGGUACUACAGAAGCAAGUUUAAUAACAGAUACUACCCAAAAUACUGACUCAAACAUUCUUUCAAUUAGCCAAGAUCAUACAGCAACAGAAACUGAAAAUGUUAAAACAAUAACGUCUCAAUCUACUAUCGAAAAUAGUAUUAACAAUGUAAGUUCUUUACCCGCACCUGAGAAUACAGUAUCUGUACCUGAACUGAAUAAUGACAUCGAUUUUGAAACAGCCAAACAAAUUAAUGUUGGGAAAAUAAUAGCAAAAGAACCAGAACUUGUUUCUAAGACUGAACUAGCUAUAGAAGUGACGACAAAUAACAAUUACGCACAAGUAGAACUCGAUAAUGGUAGCCCAAAACAAAAAAGUAAAUCUGAAUCAGACGAUAUUUCUAAACAAAUAUUGAGCGAAAUGAACUUGAAACUUCUACGACAGAACCAAUCUUGGUUAAAGAACCUUAUUUGA
Molecule: messenger RNA, 3678 nt
Organism: Leguminivora glycinivorella
Lineage: Eukaryota; Metazoa; Arthropoda; Insecta; Lepidoptera; Tortricidae
Product: probable GPI-anchored adhesin-like protein PGA55
Exons: 3
Coding region: 94-3678 (1194 amino acids)
Source: RefSeq, a predicted model, not a curated record